Messenger RNA from Rubroshorea leprosula, 1183 nucleotides. The record is from the annotation of a GenBank genome assembly. NCBI's taxonomy places the organism in Eukaryota, Viridiplantae, Streptophyta, Magnoliopsida, Malvales, Dipterocarpaceae.
CAUUGGAGGAUUUUGAUUCUCUUGCUUUGUUUGGGUACCAAAUUGUUAUGUAGUAAAUUCUUCAAGGACUAUUUAAAUAGAAAUUGCAAGGAAGCCCUGGUAAUUUAGGAAAAAAAACCUCGAAAAACCUUUUACGGCUCUUUUUUCAGUGUUGGUUUUGGUGGUGGUCAGAAAGAGAAGAUGAACAGCCCAGCUCGAGAAAACGACAACCAGGGGGAGAUCUUCCUGAUGUUGAGGAUGAAGAACACUGACUCUGAAAAUAUGGGUGUCGACGAGGAAGCUGAUGACUCAAUGCACAUAUUCACUGGUCACACUGGUGAGAUUUAUGCAGUUACUUGUAGCCCAACACAUCCUACACUAGUUGCAGCUGGUGGUGGAGAUGAUAAAGGGUUUCUUUGGAGGAUUGGUGAAGGAGAUUGGGCUUCUGAACUCCAAGGUCAUGGAGAUUCUGUCUCUAGUUUAACCUUUAGUUCUGAUGGGCAGCUGCUUGCAUCUGGAGGGUUUGAUGGACUUGUUCAGAUUUGGGGGUCAUCCGGAAACCUCAUACACUGACUUGAUGGUCCAAGAGGAGGCAUUGAGUGGGUCAGGUGGCAUCCAAGAGGGCAUCUUAUUUUGGCUGGUUCUGAGGAUUGCACUGUUUGGAUGUGGAAUGCAGACACAGGUGCCUAUCUCAACAUGUAUUCAGGUCAUGGUGCCUCUGUGACUUGUGGUAAAACAAUCUGUACUGGAUGUGAUGAUGCAUCCUUGAGAAUAUGGAAUCCAAAAAGUGGUGAAAGCAUUCAUGUUGUAAAAGGUCAUCCAUAUCAUAUCGAAGGGCUAACAUACUUGGCCAUAAGUUCUGAUUCAACUCUUGCCCUUACUGGCUCAAAGGAUGGUUCUGUCCACUUGAAUAUCUCAACAGGGAAGGUUUGACUUCUUGCUUCCCUCUUCUUAUUUCCUUUAAUCUUAAUACAUGUCCUACUCCUACAAAGUCACUAUUCUUGGUAGAUAAUGCUUUAAUUAGGAACCAGCCUACCUUGUAGGAUAUAUUUGGCAUUGUUCUAAUAUUUGUGAACUACAAAAAAUUUGUGUAUUAUCAUUAUGUUUGUAUCAAUUUGAAAUAUAUAUUUUAGGUUAUAUACUUCUUUUCUUUUAACAUAUCUCAGUUUUCAUACUUCGAAGCGCUAGCUUACAUGUCUGAUAA